Messenger RNA from Zingiber officinale, 3105 nucleotides. RefSeq names its product disease resistance protein RPS2-like. Bases 110 to 2752 code for a protein of 880 amino acids. The transcript has 2 exons. NCBI's taxonomy places the organism in Eukaryota, Viridiplantae, Streptophyta, Magnoliopsida, Zingiberales, Zingiberaceae. The record is from RefSeq and is a predicted model, not a curated record. Gene Ontology annotation, molecular function: ADP binding.
AGCAGCAGCCUUAAGAUGAACCUCAAUAGCAACUUCCUCCCCAAUCCUCAUUCCUCUUCUUCUUUUUCUUCUUCUGCUUAAUUGCCUUCCGAUUGUUGCAGAGUGAAUCAUGGAGUCCAUUCUAUCGAUCUUGGAUUCCAUCUUCCGCCCCGUGGUGGCCUUCUUCACCCGCACCUUCGGCUACGCCAUGUCCUGCGAGCAGUACAUCGAGUCGCUCCAAAAGGAGAUGGGCGAGCUGCGGAGCAAGCGCGACGACGUCAAGCGAGAGGUCGAUCGCGAGGCCCGCCAGGGCAUGGAAGCCACCAACGAGGUCAUGCUCUGGCUCCAAAACGUCGAGCGCCUGGAGGAGGAGGCGGCGCGCAUCACGGACGACUUCGAGACCCACUACGCCAACCCGGCCGCCGAUGACUCCCGGUCCAAGCUCGUCGUCAGCUACCACCUCAGCAAGCGCGCCGAAGACGCCUGCGGCGAGGCCACCGUGCUCAAAACGAAGUCCCACUUCAACAAGGUCGCCGAUCGGCUGAUGCCGAUCCGCUUCGAGGAGCGCCCCAGCGCGCUCACCGUAGGCAUGGACUCAAUGAUCGAGCAGCUUCGGAAGGCAUGUGAUGACGAUGUGGGCGUCAUUGGGAUCCAUGGCAUGGGCGGCGUCGGAAAGACGGCGCUCCUCAACCGGUUCAACAAUGAGGUGCUCGUCCAGGUGGCACACCUCGACGUGGUGAUUUCAGUCAAGGUCACCCGUAAUUUUGACGUGGAGAAGAUCCAACGCGAGAUCGGCGACCGAAUCGGACUCUCGUGGGACGAGAGAAAGAGCGACGACGAGCGGAGCAUGGUCCUCUUCAAGGUGCUCAGCAGGAUGCGUUUCGUGCUGCUGCUGGACGACCUGUGGGAGCCGCUGGACCUCUCUAUAGUGGGCAUUCCCACCCCCACCGGCGCUUCCAAAAUCAUCCUCACCACGCGGAUCGAGGACGUUUGCGACCGCAUGGACGCGAGGAAGAUGAGGAUGGAGUGCUUGGAAUGGGAGGACGCCUGGGAGUUGUUUGAGAAAAAGGCUGGGAGAGGAUUGGGUACGCUCCUCCGUGGCGACCCCGACAUCCGCCGCCAUGCCGAGGACCUUGCCCAGCGAUGCGGUGGACUUCCUUUGGCGCUGAUCACGCUCGGACGGGCUAUGGCGAGUAAGCGGACCGCCAAGGAGUGGCAUCAUGCCGUCACGACGCUCGCCAACACACCAUGGCAUCUUCUGGGCAUGGAGGAGAGCGUUCUACAGCCUCUGAAGCUGAGCUAUGACAAGUUAAACGAUGACAGAUUGAAAACUUUCCUUCUUUACGCAUCUUUACUCAUGAACAAGAUGCCAAUGCACAAUGCCACCGUCAUCAAUUUGUGCAUAGGGGAAGGAGCAAUCAACGAGUUCGAUGACCCAGAGGAUGCUUACAGCAAGGGGUAUCACCUCCUUGGAGUCUUGAAAGCGGCGUCCCUACUUGAAAGCAGCGGCGAUGACUAUGUGCAAAUGCAUCCUUUUGUCCGCGCCAUGGUGUCGUGGAUCAUCUGUGAACAUGGGAAGAAGGAUGGAAAAUGGCUGGUGCAAGUCGGUACUGGACUAGCUGAAGUACCUGAUUAUGAGAAAUGGGAACAUGCAGAAAGGGUCUCAUUGGUGUCCAAUGAGAUAUGCUCAUUGCCCGAGGAUCCUUACUGCCCAGAGCUCUUGACGCUUCUUCUAAGUCGCAACUAUGAGCUAAGCAAGAUUCCCAACAGCUUCUUCCUUUCCAUGCCACGCCUCAAAGUCCUGGAUCUGUCUCGCACUUCAAUCAAGGAAUUGCCACCUGAAAUUGGUAAGGUGCUUACGCUCCAACACCUUGAUCUUUAUGAAACAAACAUUGCAUCGCUACCAAAAGAAUUGGGCAAUUUGGUUAAGCUCAAAUCAUUGCUGCUUUCAAGCACUCCUCUCCUUAAGGAAAUCCCACAUGGAGUGAUUGCUCGCUUCACUGAGUUGCGAGUUUUGUCUAUGAAUGACAGCUAUGGUAACUGGAGAGUGAGUUCCUCUGGACCAGGGAUUAACUUUGAGGAAUUGGAAGGAUUGAAGCGGCUAAGAUAUCUUGAUAUUACCCUGCAGAAUGCAAGCACUCUGCAAAGGUUGUCACGGGCUCGCCGUCUUUCCAUGUCCACUCGUUAUCUGCAUAUAAGAGGUUGUCUUGGACUAACGACUAUUCAUUUACCUUCUACUUCUCUUGGGAGAUAUAUGAAAGGCUUACGGGGCCUUCGUAUAUCUCAAUCUAGCAUAUUGGAAGAAAUAAUAGUUGGUGGUGGCAGUACUAUUGGUGAAUGGUCAUUGCUUCCGAACUUGCAUGUUCUUAUCCUCCAGCAUUUGCUCAAAGCAAAGUUUGUCUUUAGGGAUCGGAAUUUUCAAAACCUUCGGUUCUUGUAUGUUUGGUACUGCAUUGGUUUAGAGCAAUUGGUCAAGUUUGAAGAUGAACUGAGCGAAGGGCAAGAAUCUGAAGUCAUCACUGCCUUUCCCCAUCUCAAAGAGUUGCAUCUUGCUUCCCUACCAGAGUUGAAGAGCUUAGGAGGUGAAAGAGUGCUGGCAUUCCCCUGCUUGAGAGUUCUUGAGGUGAAGGAGUGCCCCAAGCUCAAGGAACUUAGUAUAACUGGAGAUGGACUGACACAGAUCUGUUGCAAACAAGAAUGGCGGGAUGGAUUGGAGUGGAAAGAUGAGAAAAUUAAAGAAGCUCUCUUUCCCCUUUUUACACCAUUACAGUAGGUAACUGUUUUUUCUCAAGGAAGGGUGGAUAUUGCAGAACCAGAGAAACGUUUCAUGAGUCUUCACAUCUGGAUAUUGCAGCAAUUGAUUCUUGAUCUAUUUCUUUUCCCUCUUUCUCCUUAUUGUUGUAAUUGGUGAGUCCCGUGGAGUUUAUUAAAAUUGUUGAGUGGCAAAAUGUCUUUUUAUCCUAACGUCAUCUGUUCAAACUUUGUGUCAUCUUAGAAAAUUUUCUAUUCUCAUAGGAUAUUUUGGUCGGAAAUGAUCCUCUCACAUUUCAAUUUACAUUUACAGUAUCUCACUGUACCUUAAAUUUCAGUGAUAAUAAUUCAGCUGUGGUCCAUGCUCAGAAGGUU